AUGAGUCAAGCGGUAGAAGGUGCCAUACUAAAGGCUUUGCUGUCGGAAGACGUAGUAUCCUCUGAUACCUUAGCAACAAAGCUUGGCUUGGAUCAUCAGGAGGUGGUGGGAGCAUCCAAGUCUUUGGAAUCUGAUGGGUAUAUCCUAUCAAAGAUUGCUUCUCGUUCAGUGUGGAAGCUGACAGAUGAGGCACACCAGAUCAUUUCUAACGGCAGCCCUGAGUAUAAUCUUUUUCAGAUGUUAGAGGAGAAGGAAUUAAGUCAGUCUGAGGUGGAGGAACGAAUGGGGAAGGCCAUUGCCUCUAUUGCGGUGUCCAAUGGCAUGAAGGCGAAGAUUUUAAAUAUCAGCAAGAAGAAUAACGAGACCUUCAUUUCCCGGCGCGUGAAGAGCUUCACGGAUGAAACCCGGGAGGCCCUAAAGCGCGCGGUUGGUGGGGAGGAGGUGGGGCCUAACGAGGUGGCCGCGCUAAAGCGCCGUAAGCUCGCCUCGCUGGAGGUCUCCAAGUUCUUUGAACUCACCAAAGGCUCUCAAUACAGCGCGGAGCGCAGGAGUAAGGCGGUAGGAGACCUCACGGCGAAGAUGCUUCAGGACGGUUCCUGGAGCACGACUAACUUUAAGGAGUACAACUUCGAGGCGGCUGCCCCAGAGGCCGACGUCGGCCAGCUUCAUCCGCUUCUCAAGGUGCGUCAGGAGUUUCGAGAGAUCUUUAUGGAGCUUGGCUUCCAGGAGAUGGAGACGCAGCACUGGGUGGAGUCGUCUUUUUGGAACUUUGACUCACUUUUUAUCCCGCAGCAGCACCCCGCACGCGAUGUUCAGGAUACCUUUUUUAUUUCGAAGCCGGCCGUGAGCGAGAUCACGCGACGGGCGUUUCUCGAACGCGUUCGCGCCGCCCACGAAAAGGCGUUUCGGACGACGUGGAAGGAGGAGGAGGCGUCGCGGAAUGUGCUGCGCACACACACCACCGGUUCUUCCGCGUACACCUUGUACAAGCUCGCGUUGCAGUCGGGCGUAGAUACGGAAGGGCGUUGCAUGUUUCGUCCAGGCCGCUACUACAGCAUUGAUCGCGUUUUCCGCAACGAACAGAUGGAUCGGACACAUCUGUGCGAGUUUCAUCAGGUGGAAGGAUUUGUCAUCGACCGCGAUAUCUCACUUGCGAAGAUGAUGCACACUUUUGAUCAAUUUUUCCGUCGGAUUGGUAUUGAAAAGUUGCGCUUUAAGCCCGCCUUUAACCCAUAUACGGAACCCUCAAUGGAGAUCUUUGGCUACCACAACGGCUUAAAGAAGUGGAUUGAGGUGGGCAACAGCGGGUUAUUCCGCCCUGAGCUGCUUGGGCCGAUGGGUUUUGACGCUGGCGUCCAGGUGAUGGCAUGGGGUCUGUCGUUGGAACGCCCGACUAUGAUCAAGUAUGGAAUCAACAACAUUCACGAGCUAUUUGGCCACAAGGUGGAUAUCAAAUUUAUUAAGCACGCAGCUAUAGCAAGGUUCUAA
Messenger RNA from Phytomonas sp. EM1, 1488 nucleotides. The record is from the annotation of a GenBank genome assembly. NCBI's taxonomy places the organism in Eukaryota, Euglenozoa, Kinetoplastea, Trypanosomatida, Trypanosomatidae.